Messenger RNA from Hevea brasiliensis (rubber tree), 1046 nucleotides. RefSeq names its product ADP-ribosylation factor-like protein 2. The coding region runs from base 303 to 860 and encodes 185 amino acids. Gene Ontology annotation, molecular function: GTP binding; GTPase activity. The record is from RefSeq and is a predicted model, not a curated record. Lineage: Eukaryota; Viridiplantae; Streptophyta; Magnoliopsida; Malpighiales; Euphorbiaceae. The transcript is spliced from 6 exons. Gene Ontology annotation, cellular component: microtubule cytoskeleton; cytoplasm. Gene Ontology annotation, biological process: protein folding.
CCGAAGUCAUGGAUCUCCUUUUUGCUUUCUUCCUCAGUCUCAACUCUCAAGCUUCAGCUUCCAGAAGUUCCGACGACUGCGACCGUUGCACAUUGAAGAUCCGGCAGCACACACCGAUGAUCCGCCUUCUGUUUUGAUUUGGUUCCCUCAAGCUCCGGCGACAGUUUGAAGCUGCGGCGGUUAAAGUAAUGCUUUUGCUGGUAGGUUUAAUUGGCUGUGCUGAAUCAUUUUUUGAGGACAGAUUAUUGGGAAUCAAAAGAAACCCUCAUUUAUUCUGUUGAUUAGCUUGUUUUUGGCUAAUAAUGGGGCUCCUCAGCAUCAUUCGAAAAAUCAAGAGAAAAGAGAAGGAAAUGCGUAUACUGAUGGUGGGCCUUGAUAAUUCUGGAAAGACAACAAUUGUUUUGAAGAUAAAUGGGGAAGAUACUAGUGUUAUCAGUCCUACACUUGGUUUUAAUAUCAAAACGAUCACUUACCAAAAGUAUACCUUAAAUAUAUGGGAUGUUGGGGGCCAAAGAACUAUAAGAUCGUAUUGGAGGAAUUACUUUGAGCAAACUGAUGGCUUAGUUUGGGUAGUUGACAGUUCAGAUCUUAGAAGGUUAAAUGAUUGCAAAAUGGAACUUGAUAAUCUUUUGAAGGAAGAGAGGCUGUCUGGAGCAUCCUUGCUAAUACUAGCAAAUAAGCAAGACCUAAAAGGUGCUCUUACUCAAGAGGAAAUUGCUAAGGUAUUAAAUCUGGAGAAUAUGGACAAAACCCGACAUUGGAAAAUCAUGGGCUGUAGUGCAUACACAGGGGAGGGGCUGCUCGAGGGAUUUGAUUGGUUGGUUCAAGACAUUGCCUCUCGAAUCUAUAUGCUCGACUAAUUCAUCUGUGAGUCAUUAUUCCUGGGAAAUCCUGAGAAAUUUUCAAUUGCAUUUGAUGAUAGUUAACUUGAAUUUUUUUUUUUCCCCCAAAUGCCCCAUAUUUGUGUCUUGUCUGAAUUUAGCCAUGUACUUGAUUGGUCCCUAUGACGUAUUAAUAACAGUAUGCUAUAUAUGAGGCUGGGUCAA